Molecule: messenger RNA, 2820 nt
Organism: Cryptococcus deneoformans JEC21
Lineage: Eukaryota; Fungi; Basidiomycota; Tremellomycetes; Tremellales; Cryptococcaceae
Product: expressed protein
Exons: 19
Coding region: 47-2758 (903 amino acids)
Biological process (GO): regulation of DNA-templated transcription; DNA-templated transcription
Cellular component (GO): nucleus
Molecular function (GO): zinc ion binding; DNA-binding transcription factor activity, RNA polymerase II-specific; DNA binding
Source: RefSeq, a predicted model, not a curated record
CCCUCCACAAAAACAUCACAUUCACUGACAAACACCCUUCGCCGCCAUGGACUACUCACAGAUUGAUCCACAGUUGAGGUCACUAGAUGCCCAAUCCCCCGACAAUGACUCGGUGUCGGGAACGAGCAACACUCCUCCGAGAGUUCUUGCGCGGAAUUCUGCUUGUCAUCAAUGCCGUAAACGAAAACUUAAAUGUGAUGCCCAGAAACCUAUCUGUGGUAACUGCGCCAAACCUAGAGCUCGCGGAAAAUCCGGAGAUGAGCAGCCACAUGAAGACUGUACCUGGGAUGAGCCCAAAGAACCUAGUGCGAGGACAAAACGAAGGAGGGAACUCGCAAAGAGACAGGCUAUGGAAAGCGGCCACACAGAUGGGAAGGAAUCUGGGGAAAAGACGAAAAGGGCAAGGCUGAAUGAGCUUGAAGGACGAAUUGCUGCGUUUGAGGGAGCCAUGGAAUCCCAACACUACCCUACGACAACUAACCCAACCCCUGUUCAGACGUUACAAGAAGCCAUGCCCUAUGCUCAACAAACAGAGUCUAAUCCCUACGCCGCCAACGGUCCGUACGAUUACCAUCGUCCUCCUUUUUCAGCCGGUCCCUUGAGUGACUUCACUUUUGGACCUCACGGACACGGUCACGACACCCCAAAUCAUGCUAUAGGUCAGAACGAGGAUGGGAUUGCUAGAGAAGAGAGGACGUGGGCGGAUCAGGCAGAGAAUCAGGCAUUGUGGGAAAAUAGAAUGGGUCGUGCCGCACUCAGAGAAUGGAGCCGCAGCGAAAAUGUUGCCGUGGAGUCUGGGCCGUCAUUUUCACCGGAUGGAUAUAUGGGCAUGGUCUUUCCUGAUUGGCCGAAAGACCUGCCUCCACCUGCAGUCAUCGAACAUGCUAUCAGAGUAUUUUUCGAAAAGGUUCCCCUCUUACCCAAGAUGUUGAACAAGACACUCCUUCUCCAAUCUCUUCAGCGUCCGCCAUCCAAUCCCAAUUUCGCAUGUGUCUCACUCCUCCACGCCAUCCUCGCCGUCACAGCCAACUUCAUCUCUGAAACUUCCCUUUCCUCCCCCGCUUACUUCCCGGUCGGUACCCCAUCCAACGCCACCAUCCAUCCCGAACAUGAUUUUGAGAUUCCAGCCAAUCCUUUGACGAGGGGUGGAAGCUGCAGCAUGCACUUUCAAAGCUCGAACUUUAGAACGGCUAUGUCUCCCAUGGCCAGAUUUCAACUUUGGCACAGACGAAAGGCCUUUGAAACGUUUUACCAUUACGUCGAUAAGGGAAACAAGUUCCUUCAAUCUCUCCAAGCACAAAUCAUUGCCACCACAGUUGAUCAGUACAAUGCAUGGUGGACUGAUAUCUGGCUUGAAUCUGGCUCAUGUAUGAGGAUCGCGACUCCCAUGCGAAUCAACGAGUCUCCUCAUUGUGAUGAAACAUCUCUUCGCCGAUAUGCAAGUCUUCUACUUCCUCCAGCUCAAACAGCGUAUGAGCAGGCUGAACGCGAUCGCACCUGGUGGAUGACAUUUAUCUUGGAGAGAUCUGUGACUGCUGCUACUACUUGGCCUAGUUCCAUGGUGAAUGAAGAUAUUACCGUGGAGUUGCCGUGUUUGCAGAGCAGUUUUGACUCCGCUUCUGGUGUUUUGGGUGGAAGCCAGAGCUUCCAGUCGCCUGACCUCCUGACAAACCACCCACCCGAACAUCGAGAUGGUUUGAGCUUCUUGAUCAAGUCCCUCAAACUGCUUGGGGAUGUAAACUGCUUCUUCAGGCGCUACUCUCGCGGCCGGCAUAGCAUUGCCGGCUAUGUAUCUAACCCUACUUUUCGCCUCUUACUUUCCCAAAUCAACGCUUUCCGCAUGUCAUUCCCUCCCGAGUUUCGCCGGCCUACACAAUCCUUACCCGGGCUUGGAGGGGCGAAAGUCCUGGAUAGGGAUCUGAUCAACGCGCUUUGGAUCACACAUAGCGCGAUUAUGGGAUUAGGAGAACCGUUGAUUACUAGGGAUUCGUGGAUGGAUGAAGGUGCGCGUGUUACUCUCUCUGCCAUCCGAGCGACACUUUCGCUACUCUAUGACGUGACUUCGACGAGCUACGAUCUUUCCCUGUUCUCGCCACAUUGCACUUUUGUGUGGUCGCUCUCAUGUCGGGGUCUCGUCAGGUUUAUGGGGACUGCCCUGCAAUCAGGCGAUAUGGUGUCUGCUUCUGUCUUUAGGUCUGAGAUCGAAGUCUUCAGGAUGGCAUUGAAGAGGUACGGCGAACGCUUCCCAAUUGGUAUACGUCAUCUCAAAGUAGUGGACGAUCUACUCAAGGAGAUGGAAGUGAGCCAGGUAACAGGAUUGCCUCUAAGCAUAGAAUACGACUGUCGUAAGACAAACUUAGGGGAUCGUCCAAUAGGAGUGUCAGUCACUGAAGAGACAGUGUCUUCUCAAGUUGUCACCCCAGAAACUUCGUCAUCUGUCGGCGAUCUUAGCUUCAGUGCGACAAGCGCAUCUACAUAUCCUGAUUCAACAAGCGCGAAUGGCUCUUACACGGCUAGUAGACAAAUUAACACCUCACAGGCGCCCAAGAACGUCAAGGCAUCUUCGGUGGAAGGUCUUGGCAUGAAUGUGGCGGGCAUGCCAGCGAUUGCUGCUACUUCUCCUUUACUUAUGAACCCUUCACCCGGUGAAGGGUUUGAUAUUUCAAGUUUCAGUUUUGACGUCAAUAAUGUGGUUGGAAUGUUCGAGGGAGUCGAGGGGACUUUUAUCGGAGCUGAAUAUGGAUUGUGGACGUCAUAGAGAUGUUCGUGCUGGCAGGAAUGAAUUACCGAGGCAUACAUCUUAUGUAUAAUAAUGUUGUU